Messenger RNA from Durio zibethinus, 1093 nucleotides. RefSeq lists its product as uncharacterized. Lineage: Eukaryota; Viridiplantae; Streptophyta; Magnoliopsida; Malvales; Malvaceae. The record is from RefSeq and is a predicted model, not a curated record.
CUAUAUCCAGCCAACCAUCCAUCUUUUUCUAACCUAAAAAUUCCAUCACAUCUUCCAAUUCCUAUUCCUAUUCCACUCUCUUCUAUGUAAAGCAAAGUUAUACUAAUGCAUCAUAUGUCAUAUAUACAUGAAGCUAUUUCUUCACCAUUUUUGUUUGGUUUGAUCAAGUAGACAUAAUAAACAAAUCAGGGUUCUGGUCUUGGUAUGAUCAAUAAGUAGCUAGGAAGCAAAUAUAUUGAAAGGAUAUUUUGUGUAGGGCUGUACUCCUGGCGGCGUCGGCGCAGAACAGGUGCACUGCUCUAGUGUGCUCUUGCUAUGUACCAUCAAGGAAUUUGGAUAGCAAAGGUGAAGAAAUUAACAACAGAAGCAGCAGCAGCAACAUCAAGAAGGGGUCUGCUGUGGGAAAGACUAUUAAAGAUGGGGUCAUGGAAGAAGUUGGUAAUAAUGAUGAAUUACAAUUAGGCCAAGACAGGAUCAGCAAUGGUGGCAGCAGCAACAGUAGAUGCAGUAGUAGUGCUGGGACAAAUGGGCCUCACAUUGAACUAAUUCCCACUCGCAAGAGUAAUCUCAAGAAAACAACUACACUAGUAGACGAGGAGAAUCAGUUAAAAACAGAAAGGAGGAAAGUAAGUUGGCCAGAUGCUCAUGGAAAGGAUAUUGCUCAUGUUCAGGAGUUUGAGCCAAGUGUGUCAGACGAUGGAGAGCUGGAGGGAGUUAGGAACUCAUGCGUUUGUGCAAUUCAAUGAAGCAACAUUCGCUGAUAGAGUUCAAAAAUGCAAUUCCCCACAUGUUGAUACAGAAAGUACUGACAGAAAUAUGCUGCAUCAGAUUCAACAAUGCCCCAAAACUGAUUAGCUGAAACAAAUGAUCGGCUAUCUGUUCAAAGUAGGGAUGCAUUGCAGACAGAUUUGUCAAGUAUAAAGACUCGUUUAUGGUUAAGGAAUGCAUGAAAAAUGAGUUUUGCUGCUUAAUUAGUGCCAACAAGAGUCUUCAUUGUUCAAUCAAUGUCUUUAAAUCUGAGGCAUGGGGAGAAGAGGCAUGGCCCCCUCUCCGGCAGGGGUGUUAAUUUUGAGUGUUCCCUUGUGCCCCACCC